UUAGUUAUAGAACAGCAUAGUUAAUGUGGUUUGAGGAAAUAACAGAAAUUCAAAUAGAUAAAUACUUCAAUAAAACCAUCGGCUGCUCUAAAGGAGUAUCACACUUUGUCCAGAGAAAAUUAACUAAUGUGUUAAUUGCAUCCGUAACAUAUUAUUUAUAAUUAUCUAGGUCUUUGAUCUAGAAAUGGCAAAGGACGGAAUUGCUGAACAGCAGCUGGAAUUAUUCAACAGUGAACAGGUGGAAAAACACAUCCCUGAUAUGAUAUUUGUGGUGCUUGUCUGCUUAGUUGGGAUUGCAGGAAACAGUGUUACAUCGACAUUCUUUUGGAACAAAAUGGGAAGAAACGUACACAGUUUUUUCUUGACAAUUCUAUCAUUGAAUGAUUUGUUUACAUCUUUCAUUCUUCUGGACAAUCUAUUUGACACUGUCUAUGCAGUAACAUUUACGAGUGAAGUUGGCUGCAAACUUCUCGCAAGCGUUAACAGAUGUCUUAUAACUAGUUCGUUUGUCUUAAUCGUCUUGAUUGCAGUCGAUCGGUUCUUAAAGAUUUUCCUGAUGAGUCCAAGAAUUAUGUUUUCCGUACGAACAUCAAAAAUUGCUGUUGUGGCAGUUUAUAUUUUCACUGUUUCGACAACUGUACCGGAAAUAAUACUUACUGAACCGAUCAAAGUAAAUAUUACCAGUGCCAGAAAUGAAACAUUUGCUGGGUAUUUCUGCCAUAGGGGCGAGUCAAAUGACAGCGAUAAGCAGCUUGUAAUAAAGAUUUAUAAAUCUGUAGAAUUAGGAAUGGUGGUGUUUCUUCUCACAUGUAUGAUAGUAAUAUAUAGUCUCAUUGCUUUUAGGGUAGCUCAGUCAAAAAAAAGAAUACUGAGGGCAAAACGACAGGACAAUUGCGUGUUGAACAUAGAAAACAAGAGUAAGGAUAGUAGUAACUUAAAUAUUUCUGAAAAAAAAGAGGCUAGUGAUGAAGAAACAUUUGAUGUAACUGAUCAAAACACCGACAAUGUAACUGUGGAUGAUUUUGCAUUCGAGAUGACCAACAGCCCACAAGUAAUUACCAUAGUGAAAAAUAUUGACAUUCCUAUAGAGAAUAUUGAUGAACCGGAUCAAAGCACCGCCGUUGUCCCUAUGGAUGAUAUUUCAUUCGAGACGAACAACAGGCCGCAUGUAAUUACCAAAGUGAAAAGUAUUGACAUUCCUGUAAAGACUAUUGAUGAACCGGAUAAAAACACCGCCGAUGUUACUGUGGCUGAAAUGUCAUUGGAGAAUAUAUACAAGCCGAAAAUACUCACCAAAGUGGAAACGGUUAAACAUAUGGACAUACAUGUAAAGACGAAGAGGGACAGAAAAACAAAGCGAAAAAAUCCACAGCCUACCAGGCAAGAUCGAAAUAUUGAAAGGAGCAUUACUUUCACGAUGUUAGUCAUGACUCUAGCUUCAGUUUUGACUUUUGUACCAUAUUUUAUAGUAGAGUUUGCGGUUCAUGAAGAGCAAUACGAGCACAGUGUAUGGAUGAGAAUUUUGUCUCGGUCCUAUAUCCUUAACUCUUCCAUCAACCCCUUUAUCAUUUGGUAUUUCAACCCACCAUUGAGAGACUACUUCAAACGAGUCGUUCAAAGAAUGAAACUUAGGUAAUUGCAGUUUGUAUAUACUUGGGUCUUAAACACUCUCAUCAACGAGCAACGCAAAUAACUUAUACUCUGACACAAAUGUUGAUUGCGACUGCUAAAUUUUAUACUAAAUAUUGCUUUUAAAAAUGUUUCGUAUCUAGUUUCGGAUGUACGUACUUAAAGAUUAAGUGAAUUUUGUUUAUUGAGAAAAUAACGGAAUUUUUGAAAACUUUUUCAAAUUUGAAAGACAAAAAAGUCCUGAUAUGUUAAAUAUUGUUGCAGGUUUUUCGUUGACCCAAGGAGUUUAUUUUUCCUUAUCAAGUUAAGAGUUUUAAUUAUGAAAUGACACACGAAUUUAUCCCGAGUCUUGGUGUAAGGAAAACAUACAUAUGUAGUUUUUUUGUUUAAGAGAGGUGAUCGUUAUUGUGAUUCAAACUAUUCAGGCAUAACUUUUAUAAAUAUUAUUGUAAAAUUAUUUCAUGGAAUAGAAUUUACAAAUUGUGCAGGCGAGACUCAUCGCAAUUUGGUUGACGUAGAGAUAAUCGUAGCACCAAAGAUUGUAUUUUCACAUACUAUAGUUCGGAAUAUUAUCAAUAAUAAAUCGAAAUUUUAUUUUGCCUUUAUAGACUAUGAAAAGGUAUUUGACACUGUUUUACACGAAACAUUUUCUUAUUGAACUCAUGCAAAUUGUAAUGAGUUGCAAAAUGCUUAAAAUGAUGCAAUCUCUUUAUCAAAAUGUUAAAUCUUAUAUUAAAUAUUCUAAAUGUAUGUCAUUAUUAGAGGUUUUCCAUGAAACUAUUGGUGUUAAACAGGGUGAACCCCAGUUUCCAUUAGUGUUAAUAUUAUUUAGCGAUGACAUAAAAAUGUUUAUAUUUUAACAACUUUACUGAAAAGGACUUUUAAUAUUUAUGUUACUUUUUGCUGACGGUAUUGCCUUACUCACUACCAGUCCAGAAAGUUUACCAUUCCAAAUUGAAACUAUUUAUCAAUAUCCAUGCAAAUGGGGAUAAAAGAUUGAUGUGAUUAAAACUUAAGUAUGUAUAUUUAAGAAAGGAAUGUAUAUUUAGAUAGUUGAGAUGUUCAGUGAAAUGUCCUAUUAAGAUGUAAAGUUUCGUUACACUGGACAUAUGUCAAGAGCAAUUAAGAUAUUAAAUGAUCAAGCUCUAAAAGCAUACAAUCAUUUUCUUUAACAUUUAGUCGUGUCCAUGUUGAUGUAAAUGUUAAAACAAAAUUAUUUUCAUUUGACUCCCUUGUUGUAUCUAAAAUUCUUUAUUGGUCAGAUGUAUGGAGGAUUAACAAUAUAAAUUAAGUUGACAAGGUGCACUUAUUGGACUAUAUAUUGUCUGAGCAGCCCAAAAUAGAGUACUUUACCAUUUUAAAACGUCAAUUUAAAUUCGAGAAAUAUAAAGAUAAUAUUGAUUAUAUAAAAUUAGACAUUAAUCGCCCCAAUUUGGAUUAUCCUCACAUAAUUUGGGAAUUGAGAGAGGUAGAUUCCAGAAUAUAACCAGAGCAGAACGUAAAUGUAAAUUUGUAAACUGAAUGUUGUUGAUUUCAUGUAUCAUUCAUUUCUUUGCUGUUCUGCAUACAGAAAUUAACAUAUGUUACAUUGUAUAUGCAAUCUAACUGACCGUUUUGAAA
Mya arenaria is the source of this 3249-nucleotide messenger RNA. RefSeq lists its product as uncharacterized. Gene Ontology annotation, cellular component: membrane. NCBI's taxonomy places the organism in Eukaryota, Metazoa, Mollusca, Bivalvia, Myida, Myidae. Gene Ontology annotation, biological process: neuropeptide signaling pathway. Gene Ontology annotation, molecular function: G protein-coupled peptide receptor activity. The record is from RefSeq and is a predicted model, not a curated record. Bases 185 to 1636 code for a protein of 483 amino acids. The transcript has a single exon.